Messenger RNA from Otolemur garnettii (small-eared galago), 1593 nucleotides. It is a transcript of the gene HCRTR2, whose product is annotated as hypocretin receptor 2. The coding region runs from base 259 to 1593 and encodes 444 amino acids. Lineage: Eukaryota; Metazoa; Chordata; Mammalia; Primates; Galagidae. Gene Ontology annotation, cellular component: membrane. Gene Ontology annotation, biological process: feeding behavior; circadian sleep/wake cycle process; G protein-coupled receptor signaling pathway. The record is from RefSeq and is a predicted model, not a curated record. The transcript has 7 exons. Gene Ontology annotation, molecular function: orexin receptor activity.
CAGCCUCCGGUGCCGGGUCCCGAGUUCUCAGCCGCCUGUCUGCUCGGUGCAAAAUCUCCUGCAACCACAGCCCAGCCGCCGCAGAAGUUGCCGGCGUGCGAGUCCCGAGGCAUUGGCUCGGGAACUUUUCACGUCAUUUUCUGCUCCGGAGCCCCUGGUCGCCGCUCCGCGCAGCCUUUCCCAGCGCGAAUCCCCAGUGCUCAUGGGGCAGGCGAGGAGCAGCCUGCAGCACUGAGCCGAACCGGACUCCAGCCCGUGAUGUCCGGCACCAAAUUGGAGGACUCCCCCCCUUGUCGCAACUGGUCAUCUGCCUUGGAGCUGAAUGAAACUCAAGAGCCCUUUUUAAACCCCACCGACUAUGACGACGAGGAAUUCCUGCGGUACCUGUGGAGGGAAUACCUGCACCCGAAGGAAUAUGAGUGGGUCCUGAUCGCCGGGUACAUCAUCGUGUUCGUCGUGGCUCUCAUUGGGAACGUCCUGGUUUGUGUGGCAGUCUGGAAGAACCAUCACAUGAGGACCGUAACCAACUAUUUCAUAGUUAACCUUUCUCUGGCUGAUGUGCUUGUGACUAUCACCUGCCUCCCUGCCACAUUGGUCGUGGAUAUCACUGAGACCUGGUUUUUUGGACAGUCCCUCUGCAAAGUGAUUCCUUAUUUACAGACUGUAUCAGUGUCUGUGUCCGUCCUCACACUGAGCUGCAUUGCCUUGGAUCGGUGGUAUGCAAUCUGUCACCCUUUGAUGUUUAAGAGCACAGCCAAGCGGGCCCGGAACAGUAUCGUCAUCAUCUGGAUCGUCUCCUGCAUCAUAAUGAUUCCUCAAGCCAUUGUCAUGGAGUGCAGCACCAUGCUACCCGGCCUCGCCAAUAAAACCACCCUCUUCACAGUGUGUGAUGAGCGUUGGGGUGGUGAAAUUUACCCCAAGAUGUACCACAUCUGUUUCUUUCUGGUGACAUACAUGGCACCGCUAUGUCUUAUGGUAUUGGCUUAUCUGCAAAUAUUUCGUAAACUGUGGUGUCGACAGAUCCCUGGAACAUCGUCUGUAGUUCAGAGAAAGUGGAAGCCCCUGCAGCCUGUGUCACAGCCUCGGGGAUCAGGACAACAGACCAAGUCUAGGAUAAGCGCUGUGGCCGCUGAAAUAAAGCAGAUCCGAGCCAGAAGGAAAACGGCCCGGAUGCUGAUGGUGGUGCUUUUGGUGUUUGCAAUUUGCUAUCUACCAAUUAGCAUCCUCAAUGUGCUAAAGAGAGUAUUUGGAAUGUUCACCCACACUGAAGACAGAGAGACUGUGUACGCCUGGUUUACAUUUUCACACUGGCUUGUAUAUGCCAAUAGUGCUGCGAACCCAAUUAUUUAUAAUUUUCUCAGUGGAAAAUUUCGAGAGGAAUUUAAAGCUGCAUUUUCUUGCUGUUGCCUUGGAGUUCACCAUCGCCAGGAGGAUCGGCUUACCAGGGGACGGACCAGCACAGAGAGCCGGAAGUCCCUGACCACCCAGAUCAGCAAUUUUGAUAACAUGUCAAAACUUUCAGAGCAAGUUGUGCUCACCAGCAUAAGCACACUCCCAGCAGCCAAUGGAGCGGGACCACUUCAAAACUGGUAG